This is a messenger RNA of Rhopilema esculentum, 9640 nucleotides long. RefSeq lists its product as uncharacterized. Lineage: Eukaryota; Metazoa; Cnidaria; Scyphozoa; Rhizostomeae; Rhizostomatidae. Gene Ontology annotation, cellular component: nucleus. Gene Ontology annotation, molecular function: endonuclease activity; ubiquitin binding. The record is from RefSeq and is a predicted model, not a curated record.
AGCAGUUUAUAUAUUGUAUUAUUGGAACUAGCUAAAUGGGUAUUCGUUUUGCAAAAUUAAAAAUUAAAGUGAGCUGAGGGGAGGAAAGGGCACGCCAUUCGAAAUAGGGGCCGGGCAACUGGGACUGGAGGCAGGAGCUCAUUGCAACUUCACUUGGGGUGAGUAUUUACAAUCGUAACAUUCAGAUGUGUUACGCAAUGAAGGUAAACAUUUACAAAUGAAGUAUAAAUUUUAUUGGAUUGUGCGCUGUGAAGAUGACCUUAUGUUUGAAAGGUUAGUUCCUUCUGCUUUUCCCGGAACCAUUGCAUCAGAUGAUAAGUGAAUACUGCGGAGGAGCGUGAGUUUCCAAUGUUUCGGGAAAUGGUUGCAGCAGCGCGAAAAGUUUGAGGUACGGUUGGUUGAAAGUUUUGAGACACCGUUGCCGCUAAAAAGUUUUAAAGAAAUUAGAGAAGAUAGAAUGGCUUCGAGAGAGAUGCACCGAUGGGAACAAAAAAAGGAGCUUUAUGCUCUCUUUGAAGGCAAGAUCGAAACAGCUGUUAUCGACAUGGUAUUCGGUGGCUGUAACGAUCAAGUUGAAGACGCUAAAAAGGCCUUGUCAAGCAUGUGUUUGAUGCCAGAAGACAGCAGCGAUGUAAAGAUUAUUGAAUCAACUGCCAAGGGUUUUCCUUCUGACACUGAAAUGGAAGAAGCUCCUAGAAAUAAACAGAAAACCAUGUUCAUCCUAAGGGGACUUCCAGGCAGUGGAAAAUCCUAUUUAGCAAAUCAACUGAAGCAAUAUGGAGAUACCAUUCUAUCAACAGAUAACUUCUUCAGAGCUGGAAAAGGAUUCGAAUUUAGAGGAGACCAGCUUCAAGAUGCCCAUGAUUGGAACCUUGCAUGUGCAAGAUCAGCAAUGCGAAGGGAAGAUGUCAAUAACAUUUAUAUUGACAACACUAACACUCGUAGCUGGGAGAUGAAACCAUAUGUCUUGGCUGCGUUAAACCAUGGGUAUAACGUCGAAUUUCUGAUGCCACAAACUCCAUGGGCCUGGAAUAUCAAUGAACUUGAAAGGAGAAACACUCACGGUGUUCCAAAAGGGACUCUGCAGAAAAUGCUGGAUCGGUUUGAAAAAGACGUCACUGUAGAAAAAGUACUAGCUUCAGACAAAGCCGAGCCCCAGGCAUUUCGGCCGUUCGAAAAGCAAAUUCAUCUUUCCGAAAGAAGCAGAAGGGCGCUGGAAACGAAAGCUGUGUCUUCAUUUGAUUCAAGGGUAGCAGCUCCAUUUUCGAAAAAUGCUCUGCUAGAUGAAUUUUCAAACGUAGUGGACCAUCAAUUGGAGAACGACUUGAGGGUGUCCUCAAUAGCGACGCAAGAGACAGAAACUCGUGGAAAACCACAGUAUGAAAUCAAUCCAUCAUUGUUGCCACGUAGAAGUGAAGAUUUUCCUGUUGUUACUUCUGAGAUGGUCAUUGACGAUAAUUUCGAUGCUGAACUUGACUUAGCGUACACAAGUAUGAAUUCAAAGGGCGAUAAGCUAGCGGAAUACGAUGAUAAGGAUUUUGAAAUUGGCAUGUCAAGAUUACAACGUGAAAGUUCCCCAUUAGUUCAACAAUCAAAGUAUGGAGCUAAAAACUCAAGGACUGAAAAUCCUAUUGUUCGGUCUAGAAAUGAGAAACCAGAAUCCAGAGAUAACAGCCCAAAAGCUGGCCUACCACCCUCUGUCAUGAACGAGACUGAUCUUAACUUUCUUCUUGAAUGCUUUCCAGAUUAUGAAAAUGACGUUCUAAAGUCUGUCUUCAUGAGGUUCGAUGGAGAUAUCCAACGAACUUGUAACGAAAUUAUGGAGCAGCCACUCGUAAAAAUGAGUGCUUUUGACCGUCUGCAAAGCAUUAAUAAAAGUUUUAUUGAUGACAAAGAGAAAGUUGAGUUUGAAGAAGAUGUGUCUGAGCAAACAAAAGGAGGUCCAGUUUUCUUGCAUGUUAAACCCCAGGUCGACUCCGCUCAGAAAUUUGGCAACUUUGCUAUUUGUCUCGACAAAACAUUUGUGAUUGAAAUGAAGAGAAUUCUGGGGGAAGGAGAUAUAUUUGAGGACGAUGAUUUCGACUUUCCUGUGGAUGCCAAAUUUGCUAAUCAAAUUUAUCAACAGUGGCAGCGUCAUUGCAAGGCUAAACGGAAGAGAUUAGAAAAUGAAACCAUGAAUGAUGAAGGAAAGCAUCUUAGGAUAGAGGAGGCCGUACAUCAACGCCCGAAAAGGCCUUGCAGUUCUGAAAAGGUGCCAAGCGUGCUUGAAGAAGCACGGAAUGAAGAUAGGGAACGACUAAAAGGGUCUUUCAGUCCAUGGGCCAUAUCAAAACCUCCAGGAAUAACGAUUGAUCAUAAACUUCAGGAGCCGCGUAAGCCAAUUUGGGACUCUAGUUUUGAGCGCUCGGAAAACAGACUGUACACUCUAUUCCCGACAGUGGAAAAAGACGUUCUGGACAAUAUCUAUGAAGCCAUGGGCAAUGACGUCGAGGCGGCAAUCCAAGCCGUUAAGGCUUCUUUGAAUUACCAAGAACAGAAUAAAAAGGCGAGUGGUAGCGAAAGAAAAGCAGAGCCACCCAGGCCCCCUGAAGAAACUAGGACAGGGUUUGUACCAGUUAGAACAAUGGUAGGAAAAGACACAGUUAUAAGACUUAAACCUGAAUCUGAACCAAUGUUAGAGGAAGGGCGCAUUGCGUCACCCGUCCCUGUUGCAGACGAUAAGUGGACGGUAGUGCAAGGAAAGAACACAAACUAUGUGGAUCUUACUACUGUUGCGGACGAUGAUAAUUUCCAGUCAUUGAGUGGGACAUCUUACGCAGAUUAUCGUGCGGAGGCGCAAGCCCACGCAGCUAUCAGGAAGGAAUGGCUUCGCAAGGCCGCACAAGCUUAUCAAAAUAAGCAAGUGCACGUUUGGUCCUACUGCGCAGGCGAGGCUCGCAAGCAGGCAGAUUUAAUGAAGGAGGCCAAUGGAAGAGCUGCUGCUUUGAUCUUUGAAAAGAAAAAUACAACCCUGACUGAUCCAACUUCGAUUGACCUGCAUGGCUUGCACUGCGAUGAGGCCGUGGAAAUGCUGGAAGAAACAUUGUCCCAAGCAAUGCAACGUAAAAUGCGAUACAUUGACAUUGUAACUGGGCGUGGCUCCCACAGCAGAGGCAAGGUCCCAAGGGUAAAGAAUUCGGUCAUGAAUUAUCUCAAAGCCAAUGGAUUUAGGUUCGCUAAGGUAAACGAUGGCUGCCUCAGAAUUUUGUUGUGAUAACGGAGUCUAUUCUAGAUCACCGGCGGCCUAUGCGACUGCGAUCAGCUUGGUGCCACCGGAACCCGUUACUAUGGAGCAAUUGAUGCAAAAAUCCUUAUGCUGGUGCCCUAUUUGCCAAUGUACCCGUCUAGUUAAGUUGGCUGCGUCCUGGGAAUGAAAUAUCUUAGCCAUGACUUCCGGAAAGAGAGCUUCCACUUCACUUUAAUUAUGGGGUCUUUGCAUGUAUAUAAGGGAGGCUCAUAGUAUUUCUAAAGGCGGGCUAUUAAAAUAGGCAUCUCAAAGUAGGCAAACGAUGUACAUAGUAUAGAUAAUGGAAUUGUAAAUAGUCUGUAAAUAGCCAGUAAUUUUGGUUUAUCCAGAGUCAAUCUUUUGAUUUGAUCACGUGCAUAGCAUGUACACGGUCACUUGCGUUUGAGAAAGAGACUAUAUUCUCUAAGAUUUUUGUAACAUUCAAAAUUGCUUUUGACUAAUACUUUUGUGGCUAACUAAUACAUGUUUGUGACAAAUUAUUUUAAGAAUAACUUGAUUUUAAAAAUUGAAGUGUCAAUGACACUAAAUAGAUUCUCACAAUUGUUAUGAAGAUUAACCAAAUUUCAGAGUGUUUUUCUCCUACAAUAGUUGAUUUAUGGUUAUUUUUUAAACAAAUCUAUUUUCCAAGCCAUAACUUUUAAACUGCAAAAACAACUAUGUUUUUGCUGUUAAGAGCUAUUUGCACUCAUAAUAUGAUUUUCAAGUUCGUUUUAUCAUAUCACACGAAAAAAGUCCGUUACAACACAUAGACCUUUAAAAUCUUUGCAAAAAAUAUGGUUUUCAAGAAAAGGUCGAACAUUAUCUCUCAUGUUUUUAAAGCUAAAUGAAACACAGCUUCUUUCUUCUUGAAUUCACAAUCUCAUUCGUUGGUAAUUCUCUUGUGAGAACUCUCCAACAAAUUUUUCGGACGUGAAGAACCAUGCUUGCAAUUCAAAAAUUAGGCUUCUUUACUCUAAAGUCUGUCACACUUCGUAGAAUUUUCCUAGGUACACAUCUACAUAUAAAUAGCAGUUCUUCACAAGUUUACAUUUUUGAACAUCUGAAGGAGUCAAAAUUUACAAUCUUAAGUUCCAAGAAUAUAUUUUAAAGUACUUUAUGAUUCUGUCUUCUGCUCAGUUACAUAUAGCAAAAAUUAUCGCCAGCCUAACUUUGAAGGGAAAGUUUCAUUUUAUCGCAGGUAGAAAAAUGAUUCCGUCACUAGAAUGUUUGAGCCUCGUUAAUCCCGUUGAAUUAUACAUUAUUAAUUAGAAUUUCAAAAUAUCUUACAGCGCAAACUUUAUUUUCUAGAUUACUUUCUAGUUAAAAAUGGUGAAAUAUCAUAUUGUUUCAACGCUUUGAGAUAAACUUUGAAAGGUAAUUUUGCGCACAAGAUGCUAGCUUAUUAAUGAUCUUAUUUCGGCUCACUUAUCGCUCAUUAGUGUUAUUCUCUUGUCAAUAACAAAAUAAGUAUUCUUUCAUUACUAACUCUGCUUUGUUGUUUCAAGAGCUGGCCCUCAAAAAGCGGCAUCACAAAUUUCUUUGCAAGGCUGCUUGCGAUUUGGCUCUAAUAUUUAAUCAAUAGACUCCGUCUCGUAACCGAAGGGCUUAACUUUAAAUGAAAAGACAACAAGUAGUUUUUCUGUAAGCUCCCCUGUAUGUUAUAAGCUGUAUCAACUGUAUAAGCAGCUGGCAGCUGUAUUAGGCCGCUGUUUAACCAAAUGCCUAUAUUCGAGUAGGCAUUGUUCUACUCGCGUCAUAAAUAUUUGCUCCUGAAAUGGAGGUAUUUUCGUUGAUAGUAUAAUUCUUUCAUUGCAGUUUAGCAAUAACGAAAAUGAUAUAUGCUUAAACUUAUUUUCAAUACUCUAAACACCCUAGCGGGUGUAUCCAGCUAAAAUGAAACAUGUUAGAAAACAUCAAAAUGUGAAGUAUCUCAUUUAGGAGUCUGAAUGAGAACAAUAUCGUCUUUAUCUAUGUCAUCAUCGGUAUAUUUCAUGUUAUAUAUUACAUGUUAUAUAUUAUAUGUUAUAUGUUUCAUGCCUUUUUCUAAAAGUCAGGGGUGCCACUGACCAUAGCUUAUCUCCGCAGAAUAGCUGCGCACGAGUUUAAAAGUGGAGAGGCUGAAAAGAGUGUGCCCAAAAGAUUUAUCAGGCCACGCCUUCUAGAACGCCGAAAAACGCCCCUUAGAUAGUACUUGCUUGUUUCUACUCAAUUUUUAUAAACAUCCUGGUGCAGAGAAGAUAUCAAUAACUAUAAAAUGGAUAAAUUUAGCUUGAGGGUAAUAAAACACCAAGCUAACAAAGAACUGCUACAACAUAGGAGUAAACUAACUAAAAUUGCGUUAGAGAAAACCUUCAAAAGUUUUCUAACCUAUUAUUACAAAGAAGUGAGGGGGCUAUAGCCCCUGCUAGCCCAAUGGCUGCGCGGAGCCUGGGCUCAACACCCCUACCCUUUCAUUUUGAAUUGAAUGUCAGUCGUGCUGUUAAAAUAUAAUACCACAGUUACUAAGCAGCAAAUUUUUUACCGCCGAGCCGCUUUGUCACAUGAGGAACAAAACUUGCCAACCGCUUACCGCUUUGCCAACUUACUGUCGAAUUGGUUUUGACCGCAGAACAAGCAUCUUCAAACGAGUGAAACAGGCAUUUUACCACUUUACUAAUUUUUUACCAUAGAACAAGUAUCUUAUCGUCAAAUUUUUUUGUUUACCAAAGAAAAUGUUUACAAGAGAAUAAAAUCUUAUCAAAGAAUGUUAGACAUUGCCAGAGAAACCGGUUUAUGACUGAUUCGCCAUUUAUUAGGUGUUUCUUGUUAAGAAAAAACUGUUGUUAUUCGUAUUCGUUAUUCGUAGAAUCUCUGUUAAGGGAAUUUGCUUGGUUUCUGACAUUUUUAUAAUAUGUCAUUUUAGAGAGUGAUUUAUCUUCUAUCUCUGAUUUUUUGAGAUUAUCUCUUUUUCGCAAAAGUUUCAUAAGCUCAAUAGAAACCAAGCUUCAGGAUUUUUCUGAAACUUUUAUUUUGUCAAAAUUUUAACUUCAGUUAUAAAACAUGCUUGUCAAUCAAACUGUAAAGUAGAGAAGACCAUUUAAGAAAAUCACCAGCUUCGUCGACAUUCAUAAACAAAAUGAGAGUUCAUCAACUUCGAAGUAGGUCAAUGCAAUCUGUUCCCCAUUCAACAUGUAUCUUCCUGCUGCAAUUUUUGUCACCUCGCCAUGAGACCGAGGUUUGUGACCAAGGACCAAGUAUCUUACCGCUGAACCGUUGUGUCCCCAGAUAAAAAUCUUAACGCAAAGCCUGUAUAUGACCAAAUAACCAAUAGACCGUUUUGUCACCAUAGAGACAAAAUUUCUACAGUUGUGAGUUUUAAUUAAGAGUUCAACAAUUUAUCUCCAUAACGUUUGUUUACCUUUGGGGCACAGAAUACAACAGCUGUAUAAAAUCAAUCGAAGAAAUACUUGGAUGGAUGGAUGUAAUUUGAUAGAUUUUUGAUAAACAUAUUUCUUUCAGAAAAACCGAUAUCUUUCUUUAUAAGAAAAAUUACUAAUGGCUCUCGAUGAUUUAGCAUCUUUUCUAGUACAGUGUUAAAAUUCUAAGAAACUUUGUAAAUUUCUUUUUUGCUUAUCAUCCUAGCAAUUUCAAAGUUCAACACCAUCUUUACAAAUUUCGUGUCCAGUAGAACCAUUAAAAAAAGUUCGAAUUAGAAAUAUUGUUUCCGAUUUCUUGAAUAUGUAAUUUAUGCUAUGAAAGUUUUAUCAUAUUUAAAUAAAUUUGCAUUGAUUAUUAGAUAUAUUGUCAUAAUAUGGAUUAUAUUGUUAUUAAUAGCCUGGCUAGCAUUAAGCGAAAAUCAUGAACAUUAUUGUCAAAACUUAUUUAAUUUUAGUUAUUUCAUGAGACAAGCCAGUAAGUUUGAAUCUAAAAAUCACGCACAACUUCAAAAUUAAUUUUGUUCUUUCUUGAUAAAAAACAAUUAAAAAAUUGUUACUAGCAAAACAUCGAAAAAAUCAGGAGCUCUUUAAAGCUAGAUCCUUGCUUUGUUUUUAUAACAAAAAAACAUCCGGAUUUGGUUUAAAGUUUGAUUUUAUUUUUCUGAAAGCAACUGUUUCUUUUGGAAAUAUUAUUAAGCCUUUCACAUAUUUAGUGCUAAUCUUUUAAAUAUAUUCUGAAGCAGCUACAUUUUGCCUGCUGAAGAAUAUAAUACACGUUCGCAUUAAUCAGAAAUUACUCCAUUAAUCUUAAAUCGAAUGUUACUAGGUCCUUUUAUUGUAUCCAUCUUUAUCGUCGAAAUUUUACGUAUAAAAGCACUGAAUUUCCUAUAUUUAGCCUUUACGAAGCAUUAAAGGUCAAAAGAUGUUUAAAUUAUAAUUAUGCGACUUUACCUUGGGUUAUAACAGCUUAUUUCUAACCGUUUUUCAUAUCUUGCAAAGGUCCUUCAGUUAAAACACCAAAGAACAAAGACAAAGAGCAGAUGUAUGAUAUUCGAGGUUUUCAUUCAGGCUACCCUGUUAGAAAUUUGCUAAAUUACUGACCGUUUCACUUAUCAAUUUUUUUCUCCUCGGCGUCGAGGUUUACUUCUCCGAAUCAUCUUUACUCGCCUGAGAAAACACCUUGAAUACAACUUCUCAAUAAUUUUGAAAACCAGCUGCAAGAAGGAUCUUAACUUUUGCUUAUUUUCUUUCAUUGUCACAUUCUUACCGACUUAGUCGCUAGGAGAAAGUCAUUUUUCUCUCUUUUCUAGGUUUAGAGGAUCAGCAUGACUUCAGUCGAUUUCUGCCUUCCUUUAUUAAAUCUCCGUCCACAAACAUCGCAUUUUCCACCUUUUCCCAGUAUUAUAAAUCCGUGUACAGACAGUUAAGCGUAUGUGGCUGAAUAUUUCGCUCCGAAAGCUUUGAUUUUCUGUUAAAGCGAGAGCGAUUGUAUUGGGAAAUUAUCCGCCAUUCGGCAGUUACUUGUGAUCUUGUUUUUGUAUGGGUGACGUAGAGUAAUUGAAAAGCCUCGUGUUGGUUGUGAAAGACACUUCUCCCUUAAUCCCCUAUGAAGUCGACAUUGCUGACCAAACGAAUUAUUGUUAUAUAGGACAGCUGUUAGUACAAUUUGAACAUAUUAAGACGAAUUAAAAUUGAGUGGCCGAAUGACUUUCAAAUGAUUUUUUAAGUAAGAGGGCCGUGGUCAGUAGUGUCCAUUGAUCUUCAGUUGAUAGAGGUUGGGGCAUACCGCAGGAUAAGACGCCUCUUAGAGUGACAGACGCAUAAACAUGAUGGAUGAGGUGAAUUCCCAGAGAAGCAAAGAGACGAUCAAACUACUGGACUUCGCUAAGUCAGUCACUGAAAACAUCAAAUGCGCCCUCGAGAAAACAAAUAAGGCAAGCAAAAAGAAGGCAAAUCACAAAAAAUACAUUCAAAGAAAAUGUUUUACAAAACCUGGUAUGACCAGGAAACCAAGCAGACGAAUCUCUCGAAGGAUUCUAAAGGGUGAAACGACCGUGCCUCUUACCAGCGAUGAAGGCUCGACAUUUCUUGAGGAAGAGAAAAACUUUCAGGCAAUGUUAGAUAGGGAAUCAGAACUAUUCUAUGCGUCCUACCUAUACAUGAAAGAAAAUAAUAAUUUUUCUGGACAUCUAGACUAUCUAAGUUACACGACAGAACAAGAUUCAAUGCCACAGUAUUCGAAUUCACACCAUCAUGUAGACAUACCACAGUUGCAAUCCAUGGAGCAUCCAGCAUAUCGCACGUGGCCCUCUACGUAUGAAGGACAGUAUCCCCCAAAACUGAAGCAUUUCGAUUACGAACAAAUCUGGAUGAGCCAGCAAAGAAACCGCUCAGCCUUGCCCGACAAUGCUUUCCUGACCAUGCUGUAUAACGAAAGUUGUCCGGACUUUUGUAACCAAUCGGAAUGGCAAAAGAUGCCAAGUGAAAUGUACUUAGGAGAUAUGUAUCAUAGCAGAGAAAUACCGCUUUUAAUGAAUGCAAUGACAAUGUCCCAAUAAGAUAUUAACAGAAGAACUGACAUAAUGACUGUGGAUUUUCUUAACUAGAGGAGAUGGGACUUUUACUAUAUGAACUUCUGAAAUCCAAGGAUACUUGACCAGUAGAAAAGACGAUACAAACCAGACGAAAUAAAUGUUGGAAGAGUUUGUCCUUGUAUGGAAGAUCAUCUAACUUUAUAAAAACCUCUUGCACUGCAUAACCAUUUAUAGUAUUGGUCAUAUUUUUUCUGUAAACAAAUAUCAUUUCCAUGAAAUGCAAUAUGAUUUGAUAUUUUUAGGACGGGGUAAAACUGGUUCCUAACAUGAAAGAUUCAAAGCUGAAACAUUGUGUCAUUUGUUCUAGAGUUACAGCUUCUACGACAGCUUAAAAGCAAGUAAAAAACAAAUGAUCAAAGAUCAGG